Messenger RNA from Dama dama (fallow deer), 1819 nucleotides. Its product is annotated as alcohol dehydrogenase 1-like. Gene Ontology annotation, cellular component: cytosol. The record is from RefSeq and is a predicted model, not a curated record. Gene Ontology annotation, biological process: retinol metabolic process; retinoic acid metabolic process. The transcript is spliced from 9 exons. Lineage: Eukaryota; Metazoa; Chordata; Mammalia; Artiodactyla; Cervidae. Gene Ontology annotation, molecular function: zinc ion binding; all-trans-retinol dehydrogenase (NAD+) activity. The coding region runs from base 1 to 1125 and encodes 374 amino acids.
AUGGACACCUUAGGAAAGACAAUCACAUGCCUGGCAGCCAUUGCCUGGAAAAAGAACUCUCUUUCACUUGAGAAAGUGGAGGUUGAGCCACCAAAGGCUGGGGAAGUUCGUAUUAAGAUGACAUCUACAGGGAUCUGUGGUUCUGAUGAUCAUACUAUAAAAGGAAUAAUCACAGUGAAGUAUCCCUUCAUCCCAGGCCAUGAAGGAGCUGGAAUUGUGGAGAGUAUUGGCGAAGGAGUGAGCUCAGUGAAACCAGGAGAUAAAGUCCUCACACUUCCUCUUCCACAGUGUAGAGAAUGCAGCGCCUGCUUGCAUCCCAAGGGAAACUUCUGUGAGAAGCAAGACCUUCUGCCCUCUUCUGGAUUAAUGCUCGAUGGCACAAGCAGGUUUACCUGCAAAGGAGAAAAGAUCUACCACUGUUUCCGCGCAAGUACAUUCACCGAAUAUACUGUUGUGCCUGAGAUUUCGGUGGUAAAAAUUGAUGCUGCUGCUCCCAUGGAUAAAAUUUGUAUCAUAAGCUGUGAGGUGCCUACAGGAUAUGGGGCUGCUGUUCACUCUGCCCAGGUCACUCCUGGUUCUACCUGUGUGGUCUUUGGACUUGGAGGAAUCGGCUCAGCUAUUGUCAUGGGCUGUAAAGCCUCUGGUGCUUCUAGAAUCAUUGGAGUUGAUAUCAACGAGGAAAAAUUUCCUCGGGCAAAAGCAUUAGGGGUCACAGAUUUUCUCAACCCUUCGAAUCUCAAGAAGCCCGUCCAGGAGGUGGUCAAGGAGAUGACAGGCACCGGUGUUGACUUUGCCUUUGAGGCCAUCGGACUCACAGAAACCAUGGUUGCUGCUUGGGACUCCUGCAACCUGAGCCAUGGUGUCUGUAUAAUCACUGGGGUGUCUGCACCAAAUUUAAAGUUUUCCCUUUCUGGUCAAACAGUUUUCACUGGACGGACACUGAAGGGUGCGUGUUUAGGAGAUUAUAAAACCAAAGACUGUUUUCCCCAACUAGUGACUGCUUACCUACAAAAUAAAAUUAAUAUAGAUCCAUUAAUAACCCAUCAGUUGCCUUUUGACCAACUCCACAAAGCUUUCGAGGUGUAUAAUGCUGGAAAAACGAUCCGCUGUGUUCUGCUGUUCUGAGAUCCCAAAUAAUGAAAGGUGCAAGGAUAUCCUUGGGAAUUUAUUCCUUUCCUGUUUCACCUCCCUGAUUGUUCCAGUGCAGUGAAAAGAGCAGCAAAAAUAUGGAAAUGCAGUCUGAUUGUAAAAAUGAAACAAGUGCACCUUGAAUUUAAUUAUAAUAAAAUAACCUUUUAGAGAACAGAUGUUAUAUAAUUCAUUUUAUGACAUUAAAAAAAGGGAUGGUGGGAUUUGAUUUAUAAUAAUAGUGAUAUGUCCAUCAACCCAACUGAUCUCUGUCAUUAGUCCACGAAAGCUGUCCCUGAGUUAUCCCUUAUUCCUAUUCUCAAUAUACAGAUUUCUCUGUAUCUUUCACACCACUCCAGGGUUUACAUGAUUUUGCUGUUUCUACAACACAUGGGGUCUCAUAAAUUCUUGGAAGGCUCUCUCGGGACACAGUGAGCCAUUUUCUAUCCUGGGGUCUUCAUACCAUCCUAUGCCUACAAUACCCAUGACACACUGAGGCACAGUUCCCAUCUACUUUCAAACAUACAAGCAUAUCUGGGAAAUCUUGCCACCUGCACCCCGAGGAAGCAUGUGUAGGACUCUUUAAGAGAAACUCACCUAGGACCUCAUAACUUCCUUUUCAAGUCUUUUUCUCUUCACUAAACAAAUAUAAUUAUUUCCUCAGUCAUUUACAUUCUCCUUAAACUUUUGA